Xiphias gladius (swordfish) is the source of this 2089-nucleotide messenger RNA. It is a transcript of the gene slc71a1-2, whose product is annotated as major facilitator superfamily domain containing 14A2. Gene Ontology annotation, molecular function: transmembrane transporter activity. The coding region runs from base 213 to 1685 and encodes 490 amino acids. The transcript is spliced from 12 exons. Gene Ontology annotation, cellular component: membrane. NCBI's taxonomy places the organism in Eukaryota, Metazoa, Chordata, Actinopteri, Istiophoriformes, Xiphiidae. The record is from RefSeq and is a predicted model, not a curated record. Gene Ontology annotation, biological process: transmembrane transport.
GAGGGGGCCGGUCUGUAUCUGGUUGAGGAAGUCGGGUUGAAGUGAGGUGGGGAUGAGAAAUCAUCAUUUAGUUAGCUUGCUGGUUGCUGUUAGCCGCUACCUGGAGCCGACCGCCGAUGUGUUAUCAGUUUAGUAGCCGAAAUUAGUAAUUAUUUUUCUUUUAACGGGCGCAACGAUGACCCUCUGACACCAAGAAUGGACAUAAGUUAACAAUGACGGGGGAGAAAAAGAAGAAAAAGCGGCUGAACCGCAGCAUUCUUCUAGCAAAGAAAAUUAUAAUAAAAGAUGGAGGAAGUCCUCAGGGAAUUGGUGAGCCCAGUGUUUACCAUGCUGUGGUGGUCAUCUUCCUGGAGUUUUUUGCAUGGGGUCUCCUCACCACCCCGAUGCUCACGGUAUUACACCAAACAUUCCCCCAACACACAUUCCUGAUGAAUGGGCUUAUUCAUGGUGUAAAGGGCCUAUUAUCAUUUCUGAGUGCUCCACUGAUUGGAGCGUUGUCAGAUGUAUGGGGACGCAAGUCUUUCCUACUGCUAACGGUUUUCUUCACCUGCGCGCCCAUUCCACUGAUGAAGAUCAGCCCAUGGUGGUACUUUGCAGUCAUCUCCAUGUCCGGCGUCUUUGCCGUCACCUUCUCUGUGAUCUUUGCCUAUGUGGCUGACAUCACGCAGGAGCAUGAGAGGAGCACAGCAUACGGUUUGGUAUCAGCUACCUUUGCAGCCAGCCUGGUUACCAGCCCGGCCAUCGGAGCCUACCUGUCUGUGGCCUACGGUGACACCUUGGUGGUGAUCCUGGCCACGGCCAUUGCCCUGCUCGACAUCUGCUUCAUCCUUGUGGCGGUACCAGAGUCGCUGCCAGAGAAGAUGAGGCCAGCAUCGUGGGGCGCACCGAUCUCCUGGGAACAGGCAGACCCCUUCGCUUCUCUGCGUAAAGUGGGACAGGACUCCACGGUGCUGCUCAUCUGUAUUACAGUGUUUCUCUCCUACCUCCCCGAGGCCGGCCAGUACUCAAGCUUCUUCCUCUAUCUCAGACAGGUCAUAGGCUUUUCAUCAGAGACAGUGGCUGCCUUUAUCGCUGUAGUGGGGAUCCUCUCAAUACUAGCUCAGACGGUGGUGUUGGGGAUCCUGAUGCGUUCAAUAGGAAAUAAGAACACAAUUCUGCUCGGCCUCGGCUUCCAGAUCCUCCAGCUGGCAUGGUACGGCUUCGGCUCCCAGCCCUGGAUGAUGUGGGCAGCUGGAGCAGUUGCGGCCAUGUCCAGCAUCACUUUCCCUGCCAUCAGCGCCAUUGUGUCCCGUAAUGCAGACCCAGACCAACAAGGUGUUGUCCAGGGGAUGAUUACAGGAAUUCGGGGCCUCUGUAACGGUUUGGGCCCUGCUCUUUAUGGUUUCGUGUUCUACUUGUUCCACGUGGAGCUGACUGACACAGAUGGCUCUGAGAAAGGUGGCAAACCCAACAUGGCCAACCCCACUGAUGAGAGUGCCAUCAUCCCAGGUCCUCCCUUCCUGUUUGGUGCAUGCUCAGUUUUGCUGUCUCUGCUGGUCGCCCUGUUUAUCCCGGAGCACACGGGGCCUGGCAUGAGGCCCGGCUCCUACAAGAAGCACAGCAAUGGGGCACAGAGUCACUCCCAUAGCCCCCAGGGCAGUGGGGCAGAGGGCAAGGAGCCUCUGCUAGAGGACAGCAGUGUAUAACCUCAGCUAAGGAGGGCAGACACCCUCACUCCACCCCAAAACCCCUGCACACAUGGACAGAUACACACUUUUUACCACAUGGACACACUCGCACCUCAGGCACACAUCAGAGUCAAGUGCCGUGAAGAGGUGUCUGUGUAUUUGUGUCCACAGCACAAAAGUGGGCACUCGUUCCUUAGCAGCCCUUUUCUUUUUUUAAAAGCAGGGUAUUGUGAGGACUCUCUAAAGACCCUGUAUGAAGAGAGUGUGUUGACUAUUUUUUCGGGCUGCAGUGGAAAGGCGUGUGACUUCGCUGAGCUGGACUCUAUUCCUUGGUUUCUAUAAAGCAGUAACAGAGUGGAGCAUACAGCAGCCCCCCCACACACGCACACACACACACACAAACACACCUCCCCUCCCCACCC